Monascus purpureus is the source of this 1023-nucleotide messenger RNA. Lineage: Eukaryota; Fungi; Ascomycota; Eurotiomycetes; Eurotiales; Aspergillaceae. The record is from the annotation of a GenBank genome assembly.
AUGGCUAUGCCUAUCUCUGCGGCUAGUCUUGUUGGCCCUGAGUCCUUAGUUACCGUCAAGGUCUUCUACAAUGACAGUACCCGGCGUUUCAAGGUCCCUUUGAAAGACCUGGGUGCCCGUGUCUUCCCCCAGAAGCUCCGCCAGCUCCUUGGCAUCCCGUCGGAUGUUAACGUCAUCUUUGAACGCUAUUCCGACAGUGCCGCCUGCUACGUUUAUCUUGACAGCGAGAACGUAGCUGUCUACAGGCAACUCUACCGUGCUGCGAAGGCGAAAUUGAAGCUUCGUAUCAGGGCUAUCGUGAUUAACCUGCCCCGUGCCACAACCGCAACCGCGACGACUACGUCUCCAGUCGUCUCACAACUUCCUCCCCAGGAAAUUCCAACGGAAGAGCCACCCCUGACAGAUCACAGUCUCCCAGGUCCUGCUCAGGAUUCCCCUCUCUCAGUAUCGCAUGUCGAUACCCUGCAUAAUUCUUCGGUCUCUACUCCAAUCAUACCCACCGAAGCCACCGAAGCCACCAAGACCACCACACAGCAGCCCAACACCGACGUCGUGCCUCCACCGCCUUCCUACCGGGAGUCUAUACCAGGUCAUGAUGAUGCUAGCCUUCCAGUUAUCUCUCAUACCUCACCUAAUGGCACUUUCUGCAUCAACUGCGAUAAUUGUGGCCGAUCCAUCCCCGACGAACAUUAUCACUGCAGCAUCUGUGCGAACGGCGACUACGACUUAUGCGCAGAAUGUAUUGGGGCCGGCAUCUCCUGUCCGGUGGAGGGCCAUUGGUUGAUCAAACGAUUUGUUAAAGACGGUAUUGUGAUCAACAGCACGACUGUGACUGCUUCGCCCAAGACGGCACAGACCAAAGCGGAAGACAAAAUAUCUUCCGUGGAAGCUGUUGUAGACAAAGUGCCAGUGGCUGUCUCGGUUCCUCCAGUUUCUCCCUCAAAGGUAGAGAAGACUACCUGCAAUGCAUGCCUCAAAGGUUGGCGACCUCUUUCUUUUCCUAACCCCAUGAUGUUUGUCUAA